Strongylus vulgaris is the source of this 567-nucleotide messenger RNA. The record is from the annotation of a GenBank genome assembly. NCBI's taxonomy places the organism in Eukaryota, Metazoa, Nematoda, Chromadorea, Rhabditida, Strongylidae.
AUGCUAUACCUUUGCUAUCUAGUUCGACCAGAAACUAUUCCUCUACUGUUGAUCUCUUUCGAAAUGGGUUGUAUUACAAAACGAGUCUUUCCCACCGCUUACCUCUACGCUCUUCUUUGUCAAACUGUAUUUUUCUACCAGGGUCAAUCCAGCAAUAUCUCAUCAAUAGAUAUCGCUAUAGGAUAUAAAGGACUCUCCUCGUAUAAUGAAGCUUUCGUUGGAUUUCAAAUUUUCGCCAACUUCUACGCUGCCCCCAUAGCUUUUACUUUUGGCUACUUAAAGAUGUCUGACGGCUUUAAAUCCGACGAUUGGAUACGUCUCCUCAGUGCCACACUCCAACUUCGCUCUGUGAUUAUGUUUUCUUCACUUGCUGGAAUGAUCAGUCUUUCCGGACAUUUGUUCAUGUUUAGCGUCCUUGCUCCUAAGCUAAUUUGUGAACUUUUACAUAUGAUCUCCAUUCUCUCGUUAAUUGCUUGCUUGUUUGUUUCGUCCUUUCUGUUUCAAAAGGCUCGCUUCAUCUGCUCAUUACUUACGGGUUACAAAAUAGACCAAAAAGAUCCUUCUUAA